AUGGACCCAGAGCAGGCCGAGGGUGUGACCACGAGAUCUGCCGCAGCGAAAGCCAAGGCCAGGGCUGAGGCCACGAUAGGCCCAGCUAUCAAGGAUGAAGACGUCGACUGGACUGAGAUCCAGCUGGACAAGACCCAGAUGUUGACAGCGACGAACUAUCGCACCUGGAAGGUCACAGUAGCCAGCAUGAUGGAUCUGGCUGGCAUCCCACAAGCCGAGGAUGCAGUCCUCACGCCUAAGGCUGAUCAGCGCCUGGGUGUGAGGCUCAGGAAGACAAUCUCAACGGAUAUCCUGAAGCGAUUCGCCAACAUCACCUCUGGCAUGGAGCUUUGGCAGGCCUUGCUGGACACGUACGGCACUACAGGCCCUGCUAGCCAGAUGUCCUGGUUCUGCGAGCUGAUGAACCUGAAGCUCAAAAACGACCCUAUUGAGUAUUGCUCAAAGUUCAGGAGCCUCGUUGCCGAUAUCCACGGAGCGAAUGUGCCGUUUGCAGGCACCCUUGCAUGCUUGAUGUUUGUACAAGGCGUCUCCCAAGCCCGCCCUGAGUGGGCAGCACGCGCCAGAACGACCCUCAGGACGACCCCCUCUACCCCCCUAUCAGAUCUAAUUAGCGACCUCACCGACGAGUUCGUGGUACAAGAGGCUGGAAAGGGCGGAAGCAAGGAGGGGAAGAAGGCGAUGAACUCUACCUCAGGCUCGAAGACACGAGACAGCUGGAAGAAGGAUCGAUGGUAA
Molecule: messenger RNA, 735 nt
Organism: Cryphonectria parasitica EP155
Lineage: Eukaryota; Fungi; Ascomycota; Sordariomycetes; Diaporthales; Cryphonectriaceae
Exons: 2
Coding region: 1-735 (244 amino acids)
Source: RefSeq, a predicted model, not a curated record